AUGGAGAACUUUGAGCCUGCAAAGGAAGAGAUGGCUAGAUCACUUACCAGUGGAGAGCAUGUCAAAUUUGAGCUCACAGAAGGUUUCCUGAUCAGCAAGAGAGGAAUAGAUGCAAAUCUGGAAAAGGUCGAAGUAGUCCUAAGCCUGCCUGAGCCUAAGCGCAUUAAAGACAUCAUGCGGCUGAUAGGCAGAAUGGCCGCGCUGACUAGGUUCAUUAGCAAGUCAGCAGACAAGGCCUUACUGUUCUACCAGCUACUGAAAGGGAAUAGAGAAUUUAAGUGGAGAGCUGCAGAAAAAGAAGCUUUUGAGGACAAUCGUAGCCGUGCUACUGGUAGAAAGACAAAAACAACAAAGGCCAAUAUACUUCGUGAGCCACGUACUGACCAAGGCAAAGCAAAGGCCAUCGAGCAUUCUGAGUACGAGUUUGAGGUCAAACCUUGGGCAGCCAUUAAGGCACAAGCCUUAGAAGAGUUCAUCGUGGAAGCCUCUUAUGAGGAGAAAGAAGAUGACAUAGGAAUCUGGAAGGUAGAAGUAGAUGGAUUCUCAGCCCAAGUGGGGAGUGGAGUAGGAGUCAUAAUGACAUCUCCAGAAGGAAAUGUAUUUGAGUACGCCAUAAAGUUCAAGUUUAAAGCAUCAAACAACGAGGCAGAGUACGAGGCAGCACUGGCAGGCCUGCGUAUGAGUAUCGCACCUAGAUCCCGAAAAGUCCAUCUGCAAACUGACUCUCAACUUGUCGCCAGCCAAAUGCAGGGGGCGUAUGAGAUUAGGGAAGCAACUAUGUUGAAAUAUGUAACUAAAGUAAAGGAAUUGGCAGCUCAGCUGGUUCAUUUUCAGAUAGACUUGGUCCUCAGAGCAGGAAACUCCCAGGCUGACGCUCUGUCAAAGUUAGUAAGUUCUACCCUGCAGAGCCUCACGAGGACGGUAAUGGUAGAAAUCCUGGAUGAAAGCAGUAUCGCUGAAAAAGAGCAAGUGAACUGCAUCGGGCAACAGUGGUACACAGACAUUAUGGCAUACAAAGUUCACGGCUCGUUGCCAGAUGAUGAGGUGCAAGCCAGGAAGGUUAAGAAGGACGCCAACUGGUAUGUGGUAAUAAACGGGGAGCUUAACAAGAAGGGCUUCUCGAAACCACUGCUGAGGUGUAUCCCAGAGUGGAAGCUAGAGAGGUUCAUGGAAGAAGCGCACUCAUGGAUAUGUGCCAACCACAUUGGUGGAAAGGCAGUGGGAGUAGAAGUCGUCAGAAGAGGUGCAUACUGGCCAACUCUGACGCAUGACGCGCUGGCAUAUGUCAAAAAGUGCAACCACUACUAG
Molecule: messenger RNA, 1308 nt
Organism: Chenopodium quinoa (quinoa)
Lineage: Eukaryota; Viridiplantae; Streptophyta; Magnoliopsida; Caryophyllales; Amaranthaceae
Exons: 4
Coding region: 1-1308 (435 amino acids)
Molecular function (GO): RNA-DNA hybrid ribonuclease activity; nucleic acid binding
Source: RefSeq, a predicted model, not a curated record